GAUUAACGUUGAACAGGUGAGGCACGGCGAGUUGAAUCGCUCGCUUGACCUGGAUUGACACAACACGCAGGUGAAUCGCAACGGAAGCCAUUUUUAGCCGAGGAACAAGCAAGCGUGCGGAGUGAUAGUAUGCAUUCGCGGUGAAGCGUUUAUUGGGAGAUGGUGUAGCUUUUUUUCCUAUACGUUUUUACUUAGAUUUGACAGUCAGUGUAAUCGGACAGGCAUGUUUCCACAAGGAGUCAAUAUAGCGCUAGGACUUAGCUAUAUGCUAUGUACACUACUACAGAUUGUAGGGUUUGGGACCCCCGCUUGGGUAGUUAGUGAUUACAAUGGGGAGAUUUUCGAUUCAUGUGGACUGUUAUUCUGUGUGUCAUGUCGAAAUGGCAGUGGAUGCGAGACAAAAACAUACCUGCAAACUUACCAAGAAUACAAUACCGCGGACGGAGAAUUGGUGUUCGCUGACCAGGUCCGGGAAAUUUUGAUUGCCUCGCUAUCUGUGGCCACUGCUAUCAUCGCCUCCAUUCUACUGCUGGUCAACCUCUGUGUCAAACACCAGCGGCCAGUUCUCUCCCUUGUGGCCGUCCUUCUCACCUUUAUUUCAGCCUCCCUGAUCUGGACGAUCAUUUCCUCGACCCUGAUCCCCAUUCUGAAGGAAGAUACUAAGACUUACCGGUUCCCCUACGCUUUGUUCCUCUCCGCCCUUGGAUCGUUCGGUGCCGUGUUUCUUGCCAUCAUUUAUCUAGUUAGAGUGAUCAAAGUCAUGAGCGCCCUCUCACCUUCCUACCAGCCACUGAAAUGAACACCUCAGACCCGUCCUUUUCGCUAAGAUAAGAAUGCAGCGAAAAUUAUCUGCCGAAGUUCAUGGAAUCAGAUAGCCUAUAUAAAGGGUUGAUGGGGAUUGAAAGGCAAAGAAACACAACGCACGGAUUUUUUUUUCUUUUCAUUGCUAUAUAAAUCCAUUUGUUAACGCUUUUAUAAAUGUUUUAUCCCCGUUAUAGCGUUUAAUGUUAUAUAACUAUGUUCUAAAAAUCAUAUUAACUUGUACAUAUAUUGUUUUUGUUUUAUUAUAUUUUUACAAAAACAUGUAUAUAAAAAUUAUUGCAAUCAUAUUUAUAUAAAACUGCCUGUGUGUGUAUCAGCUGACAUUAGCUUUCAUCGUUUUAUAUUGUUGUUUGGCGAGUUUAAAGGCGAUUAGCAUAAUGUAUGUAUGCUUUGAAAUAGAUCUUGUAUAAAUCAACAGCUUUUUGUGACCGUGCCUAGCAAGAUAUUGCAUAGGUGUUGUUUGUUCUGUGUAGAUGUUAAAUAACAUAUACAGGGUGAUCUGAUGUACAAAACGGCAAACGUAAAGAGGUGAAUAUUCUGCCGCCCCCCCCCCCCUUUUUAUGUGUAAUAUACCUGUGAUAUAUUAUCCCGUUUUCUUAAAAUACGAAUGUCAUUUGUUCUUCUGUUUCUUCAAAAGACUUGUUGAUAAUUUUUCCGACGUUUAUUACUGCGAAAUAAAUCUAUUUUGUCAUCACUGUGUC
Messenger RNA from Magallana angulata, 1523 nucleotides. RefSeq lists its product as uncharacterized. Bases 224 to 799 code for a protein of 191 amino acids. The record is from RefSeq and is a predicted model, not a curated record. NCBI's taxonomy places the organism in Eukaryota, Metazoa, Mollusca, Bivalvia, Ostreida, Ostreidae. The transcript is spliced from 3 exons.